UUGGGUUUUUGCUUCUUUUAAAUAUGGAUAGAUAGAUGAGAGCAUUAUUAUUAUUUGUAUAAGUAUGAUUUAUGGCGCAGAGCAUCAAUAGAUGGAAGAUGUGUACCGAAUAAAGGAGAAAACAAAGUAUAGAAAGGAAAAAGCAAAGGGCGUGUUUGGGCAGCUAGCUUCAAGAGAAGAAAAGAAUGGAAGAGCAGCAGCAGCAGCUGAGCUCUUUAGCUGUUACUCAUCUUCUUCAACAUACCCUGAGAAGCUUGUGCAUCCAUGAAAGCUCGCAGUGGGUAUACGCUGUUUUCUGGAGAAUUUUGCCCAGAAACUAUCCUCCUCCCAAGUGGGACACCCAAGGUAGUGCUUAUGACAGGUCAAGAGGCAAUAGAAGAAACUGGAUACUGGUCUGGGAAGAUGGGUUUUGUAACUUUGCGGCGGCGGGGGCGGCGGUGGAGAUGAAUGCGGAAGAUCAGUGUGGGGCGGGACAUGAUGGGCUUCAGCCGGAACUCUUCUUCAAGAUGUCUCACGAGAUAUACAACUACGGCGAAGGAAUGAUUGGGAAAGUUGCGGCAGAUCACAGCCAUAAAUGGAUUUAUAAAGAACCAAAUGAUCAAGAAAUCAACUUCUUGUCUGCAUGGCAUCACUCUGCUGACUCUCAUCCGAGGACUUGGGAAGCUCAGUUUCGAUCUGGUAUUAAGACCAUAGCUUUGAUUGCUGUUAGAGAAGGUGUUAUCCAACUGGGAGCAGUUCAUAAGGUUAUUGAAGACCUGAGUUACGUGGUGCUACUAAGAAAGAAGCUGAGCUACAUAGAGAGCAUCCCGGGAGUUCUCCUCCCACACCCAUCUUCAUCACCCGCCUACGGUGUCACGCCGCCACAGGAACCGUGGCUGUCUCAUUUUCCGGCCGCCAACAUUAUGGCCGCGGCGCCACCGUCAGAGUACUAUGACCACUCCCAACCGGCGGCGGCAGCAGCCAUGAUGGUGAAGAUUACACCGUCAAUGAGCAGCCUAGAGGCUCUUCUCUCCAAGCUCCCCUCCGUUCUGCCCGUGCCGGGGAACUACUCCGACGAUCCGUCGCACUACUUGGGGCCACCGCAGGAGAUGGUAGCGAAAGAAGAGUACGAGGAAGAAAACAAUAACAAGUAUAGGUGCUGCAGAUCAUCAUCAGCUGACAACAACAAUAAGCAGGCGCAGGAUGUUGGAGAGAGUAGCAGCUCCAUGUCUUAUACCCAUCAUUUUGGGUAUCAUUAUGAUUUGAAUUAUAAUUGAUCGAUCAUUACUUUAUAUAUAUCGCGUCUUUAUAAUUACGUGGUGUUAUAUAUGAUAAUCAAUUAAUUAAUUAAGAACACCCUUUCACAUCUAACAAUAAUAAUUCAGUAUCACUAUCAUAUAUACGGAGUAUAUGCUGCUUUAUUUGCUUAGCAUACCUUGAAUUAAUAAAUCUGCUAGCUAGCUAGCUAAU
Messenger RNA from Cuscuta epithymum, 1449 nucleotides. The record is from the annotation of a GenBank genome assembly. NCBI's taxonomy places the organism in Eukaryota, Viridiplantae, Streptophyta, Magnoliopsida, Solanales, Convolvulaceae.